Molecule: messenger RNA, 1095 nt
Organism: Culex quinquefasciatus (southern house mosquito)
Lineage: Eukaryota; Metazoa; Arthropoda; Insecta; Diptera; Culicidae
Product: bone sialoprotein 2-like
Exons: 2
Coding region: 1-1095 (364 amino acids)
Source: RefSeq, a predicted model, not a curated record
AUGAGUUCGGAAGAGAGCGGAAAUUCCGAACACAUUUCAAGAAGAAACUGGAGCAUGGAGAGACCAGCAGCGGAAAGCCACACCCCGGAGGCUGUUGCUUAUGGCUGUGACGAGGAACCGGAAGCGAACAGUGGUCGCGAAACUUCCGGCCGUGGAAUCAUCGCCGUUUCGGAUUCUGAUGAUGACGGGGCCACAGAGUCAUCUGGAGGAAUGAGCAGCAAGCAGCAGAAGUCCAGGAACCGCGUGGCAAAAGACCGCCAGAAGAAGGCCUCCGCCUACCGUAGAAUCAUCGCCGUUUCGGAUUCUGAUGAUGACGGGGCCACAGAAUCAUCUGGAGGAAUGAGCAGCAAGCAGCAGAAGUCCAGGAACCGCGUGGCACAAGCCCGCCAGAAGAAGGCCUCCGCCGGCCGUGGAAUCAACGCCGUUCCGGAUUCUGAUGAUGACGGGGCCACAGGGUCUUCUGGAGGAGAGAGCAGCCAACAGCAGAACCACAAGAACCACGUGGCACAAGCCCGCCAGAAGAAGGCCUCCGCCGGCCUUGGAAUCAACGUCGUUUCGGAAGACGGGGCCACAGGGUCUUCUGGAGGAGAGAGCAGCCAACAGCAGAACAGCAAGAACCACGUGGCACAAGCCCGCCAGAAGAAGGCCUCCGCCGGCCGUGGAAUCAACGCCGUUCCGGAUUCUGAUGAUGACGGGGCCACAGGGUCUUCUGGAGGAGAGAGCAGCCAACAGCAGAACCACAAGAACCACGUGGCACAAGCCCGCCAGAAGAAGGCCUCCGCCGGCCUUGGAAUCAACGUCGUUUCGGAAGACGGGGCCACAGGGUCUUCUGGAGGAGAGAGCAGCCAACAGCAGAACAGCAAGAACCACGUGGCACAAGCCCGCCAGAAGAAGGCCUCCGCCGGCCGUGGAAUCAACGUCGUUUCGGAUUCUGAUGAUGACGGGGCCACAGGGUCUUCUGGAGGAGAGAGCAACAGCUUGGAACGGGAGAAAUACGGAGUCCGCACACCGCCAAGCAAUGACCAGCGCCGCAGCUCACACUCGAUAGAACAAUCCGGGAGUGAAGCAUCGAACAACGGAGAACCCGAAAGAUAA